AUGAAGAAAAAAUGGUUCGGAACAUUCGGUAAAAUGGAGAGAUCUUCCUGGCUGGAGGUCGGAUGGUGGACAUGGAUAUUUCUCAACAUUUGGUGUUUAUUUGACAUCAUUUUGUUUCCAUUCUUGUUCCCUUUGCUUUAUAUAAAGCAUCGCAUUAACAGAGUUGUACAUCGAAGUAAAGGCAAGUAAUUAAGUUGGGAUAGUAUUAGAUUAGUACUCUACAAACGAUUUGAAACGAAUUUGAUUUCUAGAUCAGGUCCAUAAUGCAGAAAUAAGAUUACUCUGCUGAAACUUUUCCCGGCUUUUAGAUAUAACUUCAAAGUGAAGACCUUAUCAUGUCACCUAACUACGAUGGUCACGUGACAAUAUAUUAAGCAACGCUUGCACGACCUCGAUACCCCGGUGGCGGUUGAGAGCCAGGUACCUGCGGUGUUUCACUUUGUUUCUGUGGAGUUAAUAUAUUUUUGCAAUUUGAGAAUAAUAUAAUGAAGACGAUGAUGAAAGGGGAAAACAAAUUUAACUGAAAUAAUGCAAUUUUCUUUUUCUCAGCAACUUUCCUUCAUUGAUGUUAUAUUUUCGGAGUCACGGUAAUUAUCUUAGAAACACAUUUGCUCAGUGUUUGGCACGAGUAGCGGAUCUAGGGGAAGAGCCGGGGAGGGGAGAAGGGGGGGGGGGACUCGCACCCUUCUUAAACAGUAAUCAUCAGACCAAGACAGACUCGUUACCACCACAGGAUUGCAUGACGACGUGGCUACGUAAAUGUUUCUUAUUUAGUUGUUAAUCGCUAUACUUAUCAGAAAAUAAUGAUUACUUACAGAGAUAGAUCUUGCCUUUGUUAUAAACGCAACUUCUGAUGCCGCAGACGAUGCCUUCGACCUGAUGAAAUGCACCAUAGAUUAUUUGCUGCACAAGUACAAAGACUACCAGGUGAAGGUUCAGAUAUUCAUACACGGAGAUGAAGAUACAUCUCUGAGAGAGAUUUGUUAACCGGAAGGCGUGGGACAUUUAACAAGGAAUACCGAGGUGAAAAUUCCUGCCCUUCAUCAUGAUCUGAGGAUAGUGGAACAAGCCUUCAAACAGAGUGAGGGAUCAAACUCAGAAAAGGUAGCUGCUAGUUAGUGUACAAAGGUAUGCUUUCUUAUUGAUUAGAUUUAUUGUUCAAACUCACAGUUUAGCUUUCAAGCCAAUCGAAUUGCGUAUUAGUCAGAUUUUUCAUGUCCUUUUCUGUUUCCUUUCAACCACGUGACAAGGCGGCCAUGUUGGGGAUCAGAACAAUAGAAUUUUUCUCGAAGAAUUUACAUGAAAAUAGAGUUUAGUUCCCAGAGGAGAGAAACGCUUUUGUUCUUGACUACCAACAUGGCCGCCGUGACGUCACGUGCAAACCAGCAAUUAUAACAGGGAGUUUAAACAACAACGACGGCGACGCCAACGAGAACGUCACUUAAAAAGUGAAUUCGCCCCGCUUCAAACUUUAUCACGCUUUUGAUUCCAUCUUUUUACCGAUACGGUGGCCAUAUUGAAUUAAUUGGAUUUCACAAGUAUUAUGAGAUGACCAGGGGGUAUGAGAACGAUCCGAUAUACUCGCUCAGUAUUUACGUGGGCUUUGCGGGCCAAUUUUUCUGUAAGUCUUCCUAGAAAAAGGUUGAAUUGGGAAAAAAGAUCGUUGUGCCGUAUUUCGAUGUAAUAAUAAUCACCUUUUUCCCGAGAAAUUUACAUUGAAGUUCUCUUUUCGCCUGAAAAGCGCGCGUGAAUCAGAAUAAGCAAGUGCCCCCUGGGCAUCCCAUAAUACUCCUUAAAUCUAAUAAAUUCAAUAUGGACGCUGUGUCGGUAAAAAAAGGUCUAUUCUUCAAAUGUUGGCAAAUUUUUCUGGAGCUGAAUUCUAGAAAACUGUAUCGAAGUUCAGGAAAAGGAAAAGAAAAGCGUUGUAUUGGGUACACGUAAUCCUCAAAAAGUGAAAUUAGGCAUUUUCACGUCGUAGUCCUGCAGUGACGACAAAGAAAUGUACAAGGGCGUGAUGCACGUGCAAAGUUGCCGUUUUGCCGUUCCCGUUGCUGUCGCUGUCCUCUUUUUUAAACUCUCUAAAAAUAUGUAUACAUCGGUGAUGCAAGUUAUUAGGCUGGCAAUGACCACUCUAAACAUUCUUUUGCUCGGUCGUCUCCAUCAAAAACACUUGCGACAAAUGCAACAAUCAACCGGAUCAAACCCAUAAGGCGGUGUUACCGUUUCGAUAAAGCACGUCUCUAUUUCAUUUGCCAGCAUGAGACCGGCUUUUAAUUUUAGUAGCCCCCCUUUAAUAAAACACACGUUUUUCGAAUGGCUGAAUUUCAAUGUGAAUAAAUGUAAAAAAGACCCGGGCGCCAAAACUAGGAAUUCCACACAGUAGGAGGCAAAUACAGUACUACUGCAAGUUACGGCUUCAGUUACGUGCUGACUUAAAAGGCUUUGUGUUUUCGCGUUGACGCUGAAAUGGUUUAGUGACUCUCAUUAGUUUGGGGGUGGCUGUCAGAACUGGAAUGAGUCAGCAGUGAUUUAGUUCCAAAUAAAUUCAUUGCCACGCUACACAGCCUUAACUUAAAUCUUAGAGUUCACCAGCAUGGCAUAGCCAUUAGGCCCCUGCCCGACCGAAAGGCCUUGCCCGGGAGUCGUUUUCUGCCGAGGCGAGUGCAAAGUUCCCCUUUAGGGUCAGCUAAUUAACAAGGUUGUUCAAGAUUUAGGCUGUCUAUUCUUUUAAACUUCUCGUUUAUCUAUCUAGGACGUGUAAUACUACCCAGAUGCUAACGGAAGCCCAAUGAACAGCUCUGGGCGUCUUCUUAAUGUAAAACUACAAGCAGCCAUCUUUUUUCUUAGUCCGACGAGCUAAACCCGUGCGAAAAGAAAAUAGUCACGCGUGUGACUGAUGGCUCGCUCGCUCCUUGCCUCUCACAGUUUCUCCACUCGCGUGUUAGGCGAGUCCCUCCGCUAAGUUUUAAGACUGAAGUAAGGGACUUCUCGUAGUCAUAGCAGCUUAGCUUUCUACAAUGUUGUCACUCAAAAGAAGUUCUUCAUUAACAAAUUGAAAUUGUUCACUUAAGUUCGUUAUAUAUACUGUAUAUAUAACCCGUGCUGAGUCUCCCAGUUCGUCUGAGCAGCAGUUUAACGUUUAAAUACCGCUGAAUUACUAAAUUGUUGUUUGCAACAUUGUUUUUAGGUCUUGGUGGUGUUUACUGAUCACAAAGUUAGUUUAAAACAAAACAAGGAGCUCGUUGAGAAAGAAAUCAAGAAAAUCAAAGAGAUGGGAAUAAUGAUUUUAUCAGUGGGAAUUGGUUCUCACAUAGACAUCCGCGAAUUAAAAAAAAUCAACAGCGACGAACGCAAAGUCAUGCGCUUUGGAGAAUAUACAAAUAAGGAAAUCGUGGGGGAGAGUAUCUCACACGGUAUGUUGUUAUUUGGCAUAAUAAAACUUGGAGGUCAGAGACCCCAAGGAGUAAGCCUAAAGUCGAUAGAUAUUAAGUCGUUAAAGCCGAGUAACGUAAAUUCUUCAGUAUUAAGUUUGCCAGUAUUUCUGUUGGAAGGAUAGUAAAAACACGUCAUUUGACAAUCGUCGGGCCUAAAAGCAUGGACAAAAUUUAUCGAAAGAUCAAAUGUAUGAAAUUGGUGCCGAUAAACUGGUAGCUUUGUUAAAACUCAAGAACGAUAAUUCCACGCGAAUCGUGGAGCGAUUUUAUUGUUGAAAUUCGCACUUCGCGUGGAACGCGCGUGGAUAGCACAGCGAAGUAGAAACAUGAGUUGGCUUUACAUAUGUAUAUCUGGUUGGUAAAAGUAAUGACGUCAUCGAUUGUGACGUUGAGUUGCAUUAAAUUUUCCAAGCAACACGACUUCCACUGGGUUAGCCUGCGAAAACAUCCGUUUCUCCUCGCUCUUCGCCGCUGGGGACGUUUUGCGCGGAGGAACGUCUGCGACUCAGGGGCAGAAAUUCCAUAAUGAUGACGCAAAUCAGUGUUUACAUAAUAAUAAAUCCGGUGGUCAUGAGGUUCCAAAUAUAUUUUUGUCCAAUUUUACGUGUCUUCUGUACGAUUUUGAGAAAGUGUUGUGUUCAUGUGCCUACGAGCUCCGGCAAAAACUCAAAUGCUUCUUCUAGAGAACACUAUAUUCUACAAAUAUUGACUGUUUUGUUAGAGAUCCUUCGCGUUUACAUUUGACCUUUGUGGCCUUUUGUCUUUUGUCUGUCAUUCGUAAACAAUAACUAAAACAAUGUAACUACUCCGUCGACCAAUCAGCGCUUCUGACCGGAUUCCGGACAGAUUUUACGUCAUCAGUAUGGAAUUUCUGUCUCUGAGUCGCAGACUUUUCUCCCCGCGAAAUGUCCCCAGUGGCGAAGAGCGAGGAGAAACGGAUGUUUUCACAGGCUACCACUGGGUGCUCUAUCAUGUUUUUCAUCCCCUGUGAAAAAAUUAUUACAUACCUCAAGCCGAGUUCUCGGUCCGUACUGUAAAUUACGGACCGAGUUUUUUUCCAUCGAUUUAUGGCCCAAGCGCGAAGCGACGUGUUACGAAUAACGUACUUCUAGUUUAAACGAAAACACUCGAGGGUUGAGGUCACAACUGAAAUGAUUGGCGCCAAAUAUCAUUGAAGUCACAAAUGAUUGUAUAAGCGGCACUUCACAGAAAUAAUAAUAGGGGCCUUUACGUAGCGAGUAAUUGGUCACAAAUGUAACAAUAGUCGCCAAUAUCACAUCAGGAGUGGGUCAUAAUUAUUGUUAAUUUUGCUGACAUUAUCAUGCGUCCUCGCGCAAGAAAAUAGCUGUCAGUUAAGUUUAACAAAUUAUGAAAGCGGUAACGGGCGGGAGGGGUCCUACGCACGUUUCAUGUGCACCUUGCCUACUUAGGAAUCAAUUUUUGGAAGUGGUAUUGCGUUUGGAAAAAUGCCCCUUCAUUGAAAUAGCACCUAUAAUCUUAAUUAUAAUUACAAUGUAUUUUUUACCCUAUUCCAGGUCUUUCCGUAUUGCGAUUUUAAAGCUGGACCUAAUUUAACACGUUCUUACGCACUCAACCCUUCCGCUUUCGACCUACCCCUUAUUACAUUCGUGACUUUAACUCCAGUUAUACAUUUGUGACUUGAACACUCAAGUCAAGAAAAAUUUCUCUCAGGGAAAUAAAACGCCGCUUUAUUUUUGCUAAGGUACUAUUCAGUAACCACAUUCAACAUCUUGCCAUUCACUAAUUUCAAAAGUAGCUCAAGGAAUUCUUUUCCCCGGCUUCCACACACGUUUUCGGAACACGGAAUCUUCCAAAGCUUCCAAUUAAAAAAAAAAAGGUUCGCUUUUUUUGACACGGUAGAAAUGUUGACAGAUAAGUUAAUAAAAAAACUGUAUCAUGAAGGGAAAGAGAAGUUUAUCCCCAUACUUCUCUUAUUGAAUAAUACGGAGAUGUAUAAGAGGAAUAUAUCACAGGACUGCGGUUACUAUAACUUUUUAUAUUAGUGUUCUUGAUUUUUAUUCCAAAGAUUAACGCAGAGCUUCUUUCUUUUUCCUUACCUUCUUAAUUGCUUACUUUUUUUUCUAUUUUUUAUAGACCUUUAUGGAAAAGAUUUGUUUGGUGAGUAACGAUAACGAACGGUUUCUUUUUUUUUAUUCAUUCAUUCUUUCAUUUCUUUUUCUUAUUUUGGGUUCAAAAUAAAGGUUUUAUUCUGAUUUUUUGUUUUUGUCGUUUUUCGGAUUGAAAUAGAUACUUCUCAAGACACCCUGUCAGUUACAUUAAGGGGUGCACCUUUAAACUGAAGAGGAAGUCCUGGAAAUAGGGUUGGGGUGUGCUGCUUUGUAUCUAAAUUGAACUACUAAAAUAAUAUGUGACUUCCCCUGAUUCAAACCUGAACCACUGCUUUCAAGUAGGGAACGACAAAAUUAAAAGGUUCAAAAAAUCUGUAUACUGUCUUCAGUACAUGCAGAGUGUAGGUAUUUAACGUUAUUUAUGUUAUAAACAGCUUCAGAGGUUAAAACCUCAGCUGCACCCCUACACCCAAACGUGGGUCAAGAAACUCUAGCGGGAGCGUCAGCGUGGCAAACCCGCAGUGAAUAAAAAUUUUCCCACUUUUGGCGGCUUAGCGGCGUUUAUGUUCCUGUACAAUAUUUAACUUUUAAAGUCAUGGCUAAGCUGAUGCUAAAUGAAGAAAACGAUGAUUACAGCAUCUCUUUCGGUGUUUGCAGAAAGUUACCGAGAGUACUUCACAACUCCCUACUUUGUGUUCAUUCGAGAUACCCUCAGCUACCUGGCGCUGCUUGGUUUGCAUUUUGCUCUUUGUCUUGAGACCUCAAGCAUCCCGUUCAGCGGUUUAGAGUGGACGAUAAUGGUGUUCUUCUUGGGAAGGAUCUUGAUGGAGAGUCGACAGUUCUUAGGUGUCAAAGAACAUAAGAUGUGUGCGCCUGUGACUGCUAAGAAAUCUAGGGGGUCAAAGUGGGAAGAAAAGACUAAAGAGAAGAAUCGAACGGGAUUCACUCAAAUCUGCGGCGAUGAAGAGGAAGAAGAGAAGAAAGAAGAAGGGAAAAAUGAAAAAGAAGCGACGCCAACAAAAGUAGACAUUAUUCUACAUAGAUGCAACAAAUAUUUCACGUAGCAAACCCUACUUCUUCCAUUAACACAUACCCUGGUCCGACUUUCAAAUCUGAUCAGUACUGUCAAUGUUCGUGUUAGAUAUGGUGUGUUUGAGAAUGAAUAUUUUUUUCAAGAGUAAUUUACAAGUGUAGCUAUUGUUUUCAAACUCUAAAACAAUGGCUACAAUAGGUAUCUCUAUUCGGUAGUUGAAUUGUCUUUUAAUACUAAAAGAUAAGAUAAGAUAUUUAUCUUGAGAAUGAAAAACAGAUUGAAAACGAGGAAAAAGAGACCAAAAAAGAAAGAAUAACUGUCAACAAAUCCUUAUCUUAUAUUUUAAUCCUGUAGUGAUCGAUGGAACAUUUUGGACUUCAUCACCGUUUUGAACUACACGGUGACCUUUCAAUUAAGAGUAGUCACGUGGGCCUUGUCUGAAUCGACCACUGACAAUCGAGUUCUCGUAAUCGCUGGAUAUCCGUACGGUCUUAACACCAUGUUCCUCACUCUUCCAGUUUUUGGCCACGUGUUGGAAACCAUCAAGGGGAUUGGCGACAUUCAGAUCGCUUUGUUUCACAUUUUUGGCGACGUGGUGACCAUCUUCUGGCAGAUUACUUCAACUAUUUUAGCGUUUUCUAUCGCGAUCACAAAAGUGUUUAUGGCAGAAAGAUCAUUCAUUUCUAAACACAAUGACACCGAAUCGUGAGUACAACAUACAUUUAACAUAAAACACCCUCCAGCAAGACACUCCAUAGCCCCCGUAAAAAUGCAGGCAAAGUUCUUUUGGUUUGCAGAAAGCAGUUACUUGAUUAACAUCUUUGGUUGGGAAAUGAAGAAAGGGCUGGCGAAAGAGUUCCUUUUCCCAUCUUUUGUUUGCUAUUUUGUCGCGAAAUGUACGCUGUUUUUUCCGAGUAUAACCUUAAGUGUUCGCCGCUUCUUCUCCCACAGUGGGAAACGAGUUUUCAGAUAAUGACUUAACUAUACGUUAGACACUUUAUGAAAAUCAAUUUUCAAAAUAGAACUGUCAGCCAUCUCAGCAAUUGUUGAAGGGCUGUUUCCCCUAUUAAUUGAACUUGAAGAACUUUCUUUUUUAGAGAUCCUAAUAUUGUGUAGAAACCAGCUUUAACAGUUUAUAAUUUCCAAUUUUAGUAUUCUACGUGUUUCAUCAGGUUUCUUACAUCGCUAUAUUAUAAAUUCAGGGUUCGUACACUUCUUCCCAUAUAAAAUUCAAGGACUUUUCAAGGUCUUUGAGGUACCACAAUUUUAAAUUUCGAAGACCUAAUUUAUUACUUUUAACUCACUUUCCAAAUAAACUAUGAAUAUACUUCGAUAAUAAUGGAUGGGCUUUUGUUCUCCAAAAGGUAACCAUUUGUAUGAAAAUUCAUUGUGAGUCAAUACCUUACUUUCAUUUCCUCAACGCCGAAUUUUCUCUGUUUGCUUUAAACUGGUAUUUCCCAAAGUUUUUUGGAGAAUGGAAAAUGGCCCUCAAUUAAAAUUCAAGAUUUUUUUAGGACCAAAACGAAUGAAGGAGAAUUUCAACGACUUUCAAGGCCCAAAAAUUCAAGAGUUCUCGAGACACUCACGAACCCUGUCUCUUCUGGAAUGCGAAUCAAAGUUUCAUAGAUCGAACUAACGAGACUACUUGUGUUGACGGUCAAAUACAGUAAGACUUACAGCAGGAAAUAACUGCCGAAUUUUAAUACAGCUAUGUUGUCUCCGCAUACAUUUAAAUUGAAUGGUUACACUUGAUCUUCCCCUUUUGUUCGGUACGUUUUAAGGAGAGAAAACAAAAGAUUGGUAAACUAUAGAUGUAUCAUCACCUUGUUUUUGUUUUACUAUAGUGCCUGCAAAAUGUCCAGUGGGUUAGUGUGGUAAGUAAGUUUUUGAUUCUCCGUCACCGGUAUAUAACAGCACAUGUCAAAAAAGCUAUUUUAUAGUUAUUAUGUUUCACUUACUUUUUCUUUUUAUUGUCAUGGGCGUCUGAUUGAAAUAACCUGGUAAAAGCGUAUGAACUCAUUUUUCUUGGCUUUAAGUUUUUUCAGAAAAAAAUAAGCCACCACCUGGUUCUUCUUAAUUUCUAGCGAUUUAUGGACAUUGAAAUUAUCGUAGAAAGAUCAGAUCGAUUUAGGUUUCUCGGGAAACUGACCACCUACCCCUCCCCUAAGCCAACAUUUUUCCCUAAGUGAAAAGUACGUGCUAAUGUUAGCUUAGGGGAGGCGGGUUAGUUGGGAAGUUUCCCAGAAAACUAAAUUGAUCCGAAAGAUCUCCCUUUACUCAUUUCUCACAAGCUUCUUGGGCCAUCACGAUGCCUUUGUAUAGGGCUGCAAAUUCAAGACCGCGGUGUCGAAAUUCUGGAGCUGUAUGACUGAAUUCACAUAGGAAAAAAAGGUACAAUGAUGGCACCGAACGCGACAGCUUGUAACUCGGCUCCAAAAGUUAACAUUUUGUAAAAUAUUUUUUCGUUAUCAUCCAUCAGUUGGUGGAGCGUGGUGAAGCAUCUUUCUUGGUCUUUUCUUGGAAUAGUGACGCUGGACCGUUUAGAAUCAGUGGAUAGUGCAUCAGCCACUAUCGCGCACUUCCUCUUUGCAGCCUUUCUUAUCAUGGGAGUCAUUCUUCUCGUUAAUAUGAUGAUAGCCCUACUGUCUAACACUUACCAACGAGUGAAGGUAAGGUCGACCGAAGAUCAUCUUUUGAAAUCUUUGAGACAUUUUCUCACACAUUUGUCUUCGAAAGAAGAAUAUUUGUAGUGCACGCAGCAAAAUAGAAAAUGUCGGGCACAUGGUAUCAGCUUGAGACGGAGACAGAUAUUAUGGGCAGUCGUGCCACUAAUUAUCGGAAGCCAGCGUGGCUGAGUCGUUACCAGAGUCACCAGGUCCGAAAGAUACCCUUUCACUAAUCUUUCCGAGUAAAAGGAGUUCUACAGUCCUCGUUUAACUCAGCGUCUCGAUUUCAACUCCUCCUCUAACCAAGAUUAGACUACGAGCAGUCUCUUUUUCUUCAGAUUUAGCAAGAGGAGUGCUCACGCGAGAAACGAGGGCGAGCCCGAGAAGAAAAAAGAGCGAAUGCUUCCAUAGCCAGCGCACAUGAAUUAUACGUUGCCCUCACUUUUUUCGCGCCUCUCCCGUUUCGUGCCUUCCACAACGCGUGUGAUCAUUUUCGUGUCUCGCGCGUUUCAGUAGACGGACUAAGAAAAAAGAGAGACUGCUAAAGAUGGGAUAUGCGUUCUAUUAUGUCCUAAUUCAGCUAAUUGGAUUGUCUCCAUGAUUAUUUGUGCGCAGUAUUUAUAAACUAGCUGGAGUAGCUAAAUGUACGUAUAUAAUCAAAGUAUUUACCUUUUUAUACCGUUUGCAUUUGCUUUAAGAGUAAAUCAUUUUUUUGUUAUUUGGCGUAAAUUGAAGUUUUAUAUCCUUCUUUGAAUGAAUAUACAGACACUUUUGUAGGAUGAAUGUAGGAUGACCGCUUGUUCUUAGCUUGCUCUGCUACGUUGCGGGAUUCGCUUGUGGUGAAAUCUACCGUAAUGUGUUAAAAAUCUGAUUAUACUUUGAAGUUCAAGAUUUCUUUAAGAUAGCAGCUAAUUAAGAUAAUCUUUUUCUCUCGUUUUUUAAGGAUAACUCCAUGAAAGAAUGGUCGUUCAAGAAAGCCAUUACCAUUCAGACAUACAGGGCAUAUCAUCCAAUACCUGUGCCCCUUAACCUUAUAUCUAAUUCAUUUCUGUGGAUAAAACGGUUGUACCUUCUCUGUUCGAGGCGCUGCUGCGACGGACAACAGGAUAAUAACAGUUUCAGUAGUCGAGUGAGUAACUUUUAACUAAGAGUGUACCGUCCAUUUAUACAAACUACUCGGGUAAAAAUUUUGUGCAUGUACAUUAAACUACAAAAUUUGACGUGGUGGUAGAACGACCCGUUACGAAGUCUAUCCAAAUCAGCUGAACAGAGUCCGAACAAAUUGGUAAAAUUACAUCGUCCCAAACUACAGUCCAUUAUUAUCUGGAGCUUCCCAAACUGAAUGGCCGAACCAUUUAACAUUCCGGAAUUUCAGGUUACCCCAUGUAAAUGGCAGUACCCUAGGACACCAUAGAAGGAAUGCGUUAGAUCAACGGGGUUGCUAAAACACCUUUAUUGCCUAAUAGACCAAAAAAUGAUUUUCAAUCAGAACUAGCUAACCCUAAAUUCUGCCUGUAAAAUGUUAUUUUGUAUCCUUUAGGCGUUUUGAGGCUUUUGUAAAGCAGUUUGGCCUACUUACCUUGGCAGCUAGACUUGGUUAUUUAUUUAUUCAUUUUGGAUUCUCUAACUCCUAGCUUAUUCAUUUUUAGAAUUUCCUGAAGAAAAAAGGAAAGGCUUUGAAUGAAGUUGUGGAAAAACUACAAAAUGAGUACCUUUCCAGUUAUGGCUACUCAUUUCCUCUGACAGGUAAAAAAUGUUGUUUUAGUACGUAUGAUCCUCAACAGCUUCCCGCCAAAAGCUCAUGACUAAUGCUCAUCUUCGUUUAUUUAUUUUCACCAGUUCCGAGUCCGCUGCCAUUUACCCAAUAUUGAGUGAUCGAUAAUUAAGUUCAUUCGCUUUAUAUUCUAAUUACCUUUACUUUAUGCUUUGCAGUAUGCAGGUACUCUGUUUGCUCAAGCGCAACGUCUGCGGAAGUAAAUUAAGCACCUUUAUUUUUGUUCUUUGCUAUUAAGAUGAAAGAAAAAUGGACUUCGUUCUUCAAGAACUUGAGCGAAACAGGCAAAUGGUAAAUCAGAUUGCUUACAAAACAUUUGCAGCAAGUGGAAUAAAUGGUUCCAUUUUUCCCGCUGGUCCCGAGGUAUGCUUCCAUCUCAUAAUGGACAUGAAUUUUAUUAUGAUUUUUCGUUGUUAAAUUGGAUUGUUCUAAUUUCUUUUCUUACAAGAUUUUGUGAACCUCCACCGCACAAGUUUGCAGAAAAUUGUACAGGCAAUCAUACGACUUCAAGGUCAAUUUGAAAUUUGGAAUUAAUUUGCACGAGUAUGUUUUUCAAAAAGUAUGGUAAUUUGAAAACACACCAGAGCAAAUAAAUUCAGUCCAAAUUGAACAAGAAAAGUCGUAUGAUCACCCUUUAAGAAUAUAUAGAUUUAGCCAGGGCUAAAAGCGAAGCUGUGGUUAAUAAUACUUGUAAACAAAAGAAAUUAAAUCGUGUAGUGCUAAACGGGGGGGCAAUGGCAGAAUUUAUACUAGAGACGAGUUAUCCGUAGAGACGGAUUAUCCGUCAGACGGAUAAUUCGUCUAAGUAUAAAUUUGAAGACGAAUUUCGCUCCGUAAUUCGUCUUAGCACUGAAUUUAUACUAGAGACGGAUUAUCCGUCUGGGACGGAUAAUUUCUCUCUAGUAUAAAUUCGGCCGAUGAAAAUGGAGUCAAGAUCAAUAGAUCUAAUUAACAAAACAACAAAUUGCACAUGCAGCACGCUUUUUGUCUUUUUUGCCGUUGUUUUGCACAACUACAACGCUGUUUGGUAGGACUAAAGCUUCAAACUUCCUAAUUAUACAUUAUUUUUAUGGAGGAAUUGUGGUAUGUGCUUACCCAAUAUUUUGUCUUCUGUGUUCAUGUUCGCUUUUAUUUUUCACUGCCGCUCAUUUUCACCUUGCUGGCCGCUAGCUUUUCUCUUUGUCUCACAGCCGCUUUGAAUUUUCAUGUUUUUCUUCCUACAAAAUUCGUCUCUUUUGUUUUUAAUCACUCGCUCUAGCUCUUUUUCUGUUAUCCACGUGAGUGUGAACAUCAAAAAUAGGGUCGAAAAAGACAGGACUUUGAUAUUAUUUUCUCGUUCUAAAAGUCCGGGCGGCCAUGCGAUUUCUUUCCAAAUAAAACCUUGAGUUGCAUUUGGGUUGCCAUACCUGUUGAUUGAAUUAUUUUACAUUGGUAUGCCUGUGCUGCGGACGGACAGUCGGGAGGUCGGUCGGUGUACGGUCACGUGACUACCAAAUUUUCUCGGAUGGGUGGUUUACCACUUUUUUUACCAAUGGUGCUCCGCUGCGCGCGCUCCGCGCGCGAGAGCUCCGCUAAUAUGCGGUCAAUUAACUUAACCUUGUCCCAGAGCAGAUAAUGCCUGGUCUUAUUGGAAACAGCUGAAGUUUGAGUUCGCGAAAGCCGUAUAUCUCAAUUGUGCUCCUUGAUCCGUUCAUACAUCCACUUUCCCGUCUCGCCAAUGUAUACUUUACCGUGUUCACAAGGAAUCUUAUUCAAUACUCCAUCUUGUUUUCGUACAUCAACAGCAUCCUUAAGUCCUAGUAAGUGUGAUCUCAGUUAAUAGGGACCUUAAGCAUCGACAACGAAAUACAUGACGACGACGUUUGUAACCCAAGGAGGAUUGGGUCGAAGCUUUCGUUCUCGGCGGGAAAAACGAAAGUUAAGCAGUAUGUUGUUUUUAGGAGACGACGAUUUUUGGUUAUCUGACAAGUAGCUCUAGCUAUAUGGCUUUCAAAAACGUCCGAAGUCUACUUCUAAUUAAUCACAACGAUGGCUUUAUCAAUAAUGAUGAAUUUGUUGUUCUGUACGACCUCUAUGCAUCGAAAAACCUCGACUUUCCGUACGAUUCGUACGCACCUUUUGACCUGGAAGAGCUUGAUAAGUCUGAGAGUUUUGCAGAGUUUCGCUUUGGAAAACGAGAUAUACGAAUUCUGAAGGAAGUUUUGCUAAUCCCUGACACGAUAACCUGCAGUCAGCGCUCCGUUUGUGAUGGACUAGAAGGUCUGUGCAUGCUGCUAAAGCUGCUUUCUUACCCACGCAGAUAUGGAGACAUGGUCCAUAGAUUCGCUAAACCUGUUCCAGUUCUUAGCAUGAUCACCAAUCAAAUGAUUGACUUUGUGUAUAAUGUUCACGGGAAUAGAGUACUAAACUGGAAUCACGAGGUCCUUAGUCCUGUCAACCUGCAGACUUAUGUUGAUGCUGUGACAGCCAGGGGAGCCCCACUGCCCAAUUAUUUUGGGUUUAUUGACGGUACCGUUAGGCCUAUAUCAAGACCUGGAGAACAUCAGCGACUUCUUUACAACGGGCAUAAAAGGGUUCAUGCCCUGAAAUUUCCAUUGCUUUGCCAAAUGGCUUGAUCGGAAAUCUAUAUGGCCCAGUUGGUAAGUUACAAAACAGUACAGGCCACCAGCUUUAAAGCAGGGAUGUGACCAAAUGUUUAUUUCUGUAGACCUUGCACUUAUUUUAAAAAAGGAAAAAAAAUGAAAAAUUAAAGGCACAUUUUUCAAGGCUAUACGACAGGCUAAAUUUAUUGAUUUUCUUAUUCAAUAAUGAUUACCAAGGUGAGAUCACCUCAACAGUUUAUUGGGAGCAUAGCCAGAGGGAAGAGGGGACUGUCCCCCUUCCCCCCUUAAAAUAAAUAUAAACUCAAGAUGAAAUUAGGAAAAAGUUUCUGAAGUACGCAUAUAAUCAACAGCUUAUGCAACCCAAUUGUCCGCAACCUUUACUCUUACACUGAUACCUACCAUCACCUACCUAUUUUUAGAAGGAAGAAAACAUGAUGCAGGAAUGCUUGCCGAUUCACAGCUACUACACGACCUUCAUCGGUUUGCCUACAAUCCAGCUGGCUAGGCAGUCUGUGUGCAGAGAUGAGUGCUGUUAGAAGUUCUGUUGAAUGGCUGUUCGGAGAUGUAAUCAACUCGUUUAAGUUUAAUGACUUUAAAAAAGAUCUGAAGCUUUUCCUCAGCAGUUUUGGAAAGAUCUAUGUUGUUUCUGUCAUACUGCGUAAUGCAAAGACAUGCUUGUAUGGUAACAUGACCUCAGAAUUUUUUUACCUUAGGCCACCUACUCCUGACACAUACUUUGGCUAGGAAACCACACUAUUGCUCAGUUUACAAUGCCUUUGAUAAAAUAUGUAUCAAAACCUUAUAACUGCAGUUAAACAUGGUAGAUAUUUGUAUGCUGAUAAUUUAAGACUAUUUCUCACACCAUUGAACUUUUUAAAGAGAAAAUGAAUAAUAAUAAAAUUAAGCACAAUUUUAUUUCUAAACGUUUUCUAUUUUUCGAGAAAUGUUAUUGUAACUAUUGAUUUAUUUCCCAACUUUAUUUUCCAUUUUUCAGAAAACUGUGGUUAAUUAACUUAAAUUAAUUUUAUAAAUAAAAAAUAAAAGAGAUUUAUCAAAAAAAAUUAAGCACAACGUUGCAGGGUCAGGCUAUUUUUUUGGAAUUCCUUUAUCAAACAUUUUACAAAUAUGGGAGCCCAAGGGCCUGUAUAUUGGAGGUUGGGCUGGCACUAACCCAGGAUGUUUACCGUGGCGACUUAAUGAAUUUUUACAUAGUCAACCCUGGGUGAAAGCUACCCCAAUCUAACAUGACUGAAUGAAGAGACCCAUGCUUCUUUUACAAAUUUUGCCUUGAUGAUGCAUAUGCUCGAAAUUGGCUCAAUUUCUAGAGUGGACUCACUAAAUGUAAGAAAUACUAUGAGCUAAUUACAUAAAAGCUCAGCUAAUCAAACAAUAGAAAAAAAAUAGACCCAGCUAUAAAUACUAUUCUUAAGAUUUAUUUUGUGCAUUUAGUGACUGUACAUUAGGGGAAAGUUUGGGCAUUUAGGCCCCUUUGUACAGAAAAACAUCUGUCUAUUAGCAAAAACAAUGUUUUAUUUCUUCUAGAAACUUUACAAAACUCUCUAUAGAAAAGAAAUAUAAUUACAUCCAUCAACAAUGCUCUUGAAGAUAACUAAAGUCAUAACAAAAGUCAACUCAACAAGUUCAGGGCUCUUCCACAUUCAUAAGGUUCGAGCUUAAUGCUUUUUUAUAUUUUCCAUCACUGCCAUAAAUACCUUGUUUUGCUGGUCAAGCAUAAUUUGAAGGUUUUGCUGUUGAAGCUGCUGCUGUUGCUGCAUCGUGUUGAUCAGCGCUGAGAACAUGGUCUGUUGCUGCUGCGCAGCCUCCUCUUGUUUGGUUUCUGCUAGAUCAAGCUCUCUUUUUCUGAUGGCAAACUCUUCCUUUUUCAAUUCUCUCUCUUUCUCUGACUUCUCGGCCAAAAAUCCGAUUGCAUCAGAGGUGCUCCUCCUCAAUUUAGCUUUUUUUGGUUUCUCGCCACUAUCAUCGCUCUUUCUAAUUGCAAUUGUCUGAAGAGCCGCCUGUCUGAUUUCCUCUGCUUUAGCUUUUUCUUUCUCAUCUUUUGCCUUCCUCUCGUUUCUCAAGGCGUCACUCUUUUCUUCUGCGCUUUUCUCUCGCUCGCGAAUUUCCUCCAGCAAGGCAUCAAGCUCUGUGAGCUCGGGGACAUCUAUCCCAGAGGCUUUCUCUUCUUCUCUUUGCUUUAGUUUGCGCCGGGAGAUCAGGAGUCCAUAUCGAUCUCUCGCUACCCUUGCUGCAACCCUGAAUUCUGGAGUCUUCAGAGAAUUCAAAUAGGCUGCGAUGCUUUCCCAUACUUUCCCUCUCUCGGUGCUUUUCGGUUUAAAAUUGUAAGGUUCGCUCGUUACAGCUUCGCAAAGCAUCAAGACAUCAUGGUCUUCCGUCCAAACAAAAUACCUGCACUUACUCGCUGUCAAAAGAACACGAAAAUAUAUAUUUUUAAAGCAAAACUGAAGUUUUAUUAUCUUGAAGUGCAACUUCAAAUUAGCACAAUGACAUGCAGGUCUAAAAUAAGAAGAACAUGACUUCAAAUAUCCCAAAAUUCUCCUUAAAGAAAUCAGUACAGAAAAACUUACAUUUCUUUUGAACGAGUUCUUGCUCGGCUGUAGAAAUGUGGCCUGCCAUGGUUUCGGAUGCUUCUGAAAGAAAGUCAUUUUAGUCUGUUAAAAAAUAAACUGUUAAAAACUGUCCGCAAAUAAUACAUCAAACAGUCAUUUUGAAACAGAUGAUUAUCAGCAUGAAAAAGUUUAGUUGUUUCUUACGUUUUCAUCAGAGCGAAAAAUCAAUUCAGUCGUCGAAAGGCUGGACGACGUUUUCUAAUUAUAACGGGAAAAUUGGAAUCAGAUCGAUUUCGUCGUAUCAUGUCGGACUUGAAAACGGAUCGUAUGCCGUGCUGUUGUAGGCAACGACGAAGUCGUUCAGUUAAUCUUUUGAUGUAUGGCAGACCCGCUGUAGAAUUAAUUUCGGCUGUGGGUUCUUUUAAUUAUUAGAUGCCUUUGUCCAUUCGCAAACUUCAAGGUGUCUGGCAGCAGAUUGCGGCACCUGAUUGGUCCUUAUAUUAUUUUUUAGCCAAUCACAGUGUUCCUUUCUCUGAGAUAUUUGCAUUUUAUUUCAUUUUUUCAGUGCAUUAUGUUUCUUCGUUUUGCACUGUUUUUACUAAACACUGCAUAUUUGAACUCUGCCAAUUCACAUUGAAGAAAUCUUUCAAUAUACAUUAUUAAGUAUGGAAUAAUAUUACGUAAAUAAUGUAGUUUUGGGUUGACCGACUUUAAUAAAUAAACGCGCUUCUUCCAGGCCUGGCAAAAAGAGGGAAUCAGAAUCCAAGGAUGUCUUUUAAUUAGUGAAGGAAGCAAACUUUGCGGCAUAUGCAAAGAUAUAAACUAUCCAGCUGAAUAUCACGGUGCAAGAUACAAGUUCCCUUUUUCUCCAGAUUCGCCCCAUUUUGAGGUACGUCGUAUUUAAGUAAGCCAGGAAAAGUGUUUUUCAAAAGAGUGGAUACAAUUUUUAACAAAAAUUUCAGCUGAAAUAUAGAUUCUGAUCGUUUAAAUGUAAUUUCAAGUCAGAUAUGAUGUGGCUGUGAAUCUACCACCCAGAAAGCAUUAGCAUUUUUUUCUAUCAGUUAUUACUUACAUCUUUUUAUCUAGGUUCUUAUUCAGGAAACUGGAAAAAGACGGCUUUUAGGAUUGGGUGUUGUUGGUGAAUAUUAUGGAAAUCAUGCCCUGCCGGGUUGGCUAAAAGGAUCCGUGGGAUAUCACAUUGAUGAGGGAAAAAUAUUUGACGCAAACAACCCUACAAAGGGAAGAGAGUAUGAAGGUAAGGAAAAAGAGCUGAAGAAAAUUAACUUGGAGGAUAACUAAUCCUUUCAGUUUUCGAGUUAGUUUUAGAGACUUAAGGGAAUUUCUACGUAAAAACUUCUAUUGUAUGACAAGACCAAUGACAUUUCUUCCUUCCAUAUGUUAUAAAUUUUCCAAAUGAGAUUUGAAAAGGAGAACGAUUUAAUAAUCACCAUCUCACAAGAGUGAGGUUGCGAAAAAAUCACGAGUCCCACGGACAAGAUUUUACCUCAUGCACCAAUUGAUACUACAUGUGAGAUUGAACACGUGACCAGCACACCGCAUGAGCAACUGGCAAACCGUACUCGGUACUCGGUUAUUUUGAGAAGGGAAAAUCAACUUAUCCAAGCACCGCGCACACGUACGAAACGACUCCUUCCAUCACCUGUCCUGUAACAGAAGAAAAAAACUUGCAAUUCUUUAAUUCCCGGCCUCGAAAGGUCGGCUUCGGAGGCGAGAACGAGAUCAAGAGGCAAGAGGGCUAAGACGAAUCAGGAUGGCGCUUCCGCUGCAACAGACAGAAGCCGAACGAACAGUCACGCGUAAAGUCAAAGACUUCACAGAAUCACUAAACCCAACCUGGAAAGACACACUUCGACAAUGGGCUCUGCUGUAAAUCAAAUCGGUUCAAAUACCGAGGAAUUAAUGGAAAAAUUUCUAGGAAUGAUACAAACAGUCGCUCAAAAAAAAGCGUCCGAGUGGGCAGUCAAAAUUGAAUGCAACGCUGGAAUCUUUGGGAGAAAACUCACUAAACGAAAUAUUGCUAACGGGAGAACCGUUCAUCACCUUCUUUAGAUGGUGAUUUUUGUCACAGAGUUGAUGAACUUGUAAUUAAAAGACCUCACAAUGAGGGUCACACUCAAGCAAGCUACAGACAUUCUCAUGUCCUCAUGGAAACAUCCGUACAACAACAACCUGGUCCCUUCAUCAAACAAUGGUUGGACUUUCUAGUAAAAGGAACAGGGAUCACAGCUCGCCCACUUUGGAACUGUAAUUGAUUUCUUAACGUCUCUGUUUACCAAAGGUCUGGGUUAAAGUUGCAUUAAUACAGCCAGGUCUGCAUUAUCGUGCAUUAUGUAUACAGACGCAAUAUUUUGUAAUUGUUCGAUUCAUCAAGAUGUGUUUGAGAAUCGCCCUGCUCUUCCAAGGAACAAAAUUGUGUGGGACAUUGUCACCUGUUGAUCGAUUGUCCCUUAAAAACCUUUCACUCAAAACUGUCACACUGUGGUUCUAAUUUAUGCCCAACGUUUGCAGACUAUACAUAAACCAAACCAGAAAGACAUCAAGCAGCAUUGGAGUUUACUGCUUAGCCAGAGGAACCUGAUUUUAGCAUAGUUUCCACUAUUGCUGCUUAUAUUAAGAGGACUCGGGGGAACUCAGGCGAAAUCAAACUGCCCUGUUUAUCGGCUUUACUAAACCACACAUAGUGGUGAGUAAGUCUACUAUUGCACCAUAGGAUAAGAUCACCUUACAACUGAAAUAUAGGUGUUGAUAUGGCCAUGUUCACACCGCACAGUACCCAAGCUGCAUCCACAAGCAAAGUUGAUACUUCAGUCUUUUUAGAUGACCAAGUUCUACCCACCUAUAUGGCAUCACCAACAUACAUCUAAAUCUGUUCCUUCCGCCUCGUUUAAAAUAUGCAGUUUGCAGGUCACGUGCUCAAUCUCACGUAAUCCCUACGUAUCUCUAUUGGAUCGAUACACUUACAAUCAAUCUUUAACUUAAGGUAAGUCUGGUUUAAUUUUUAAUUAGCAUUAGUUUUAGCUAUGGCCAACCAAAGACGAGCGGGUUCUAUCCACUAAAGAGCAAGGAAAUUAAACAGGUUUAUUCCUUGACUCGCAUUCAACUACUGUCGAAAGCGUACUAUACUAAAAGGUAAACUGGAAAGCAGCAACAACAUGCAACAAGGUAACGGACGGACGCAAUAUGUAACUUCCCAGAGUGUUGAGAGUUGUUGGCCAACAAUGUUAAGUCCGUUUGCACGAGGCUUAGCAUUACAAAUACCGAGGUCUAAUUAGCCAAAGCUUUAAGGCGCUACAUAUAAUUCAUUUAGGUCUCCUCGCCAUUGUCAGGCCGCAGUGUUUGGCCAAGUAAUUAAACUUAUUUUCCAAAUUUUCUUUGCAGGCGCCAUGGCCUACAGAGGGGACUUGAUUGGCUGCACAGUCAAGUUUGACUUGGCAAAAGAUGGGAAAGUUCCAAUCGUGUUUUAUUUAAACGGAAGGCCGAUCACUGAGCAUGAGAAUGAGAUAUUACUGGAGUACACUCACAAUGGGAAAUUGUAUCCCUACAUUGGUAUGGGACACACAGGAUUAAGAGUGCUGGCAAAGGUUAACGAAUUUAUUUUCAUUUUAUCUUUCUGUAAAGGAACCAUGUUUGCCUGUGUGCAUCGCAUCUGCGCGGAUUUAACAAGGGAGUUUUGGCUUUUUGUACCCCAACGACUUUCCGCUUUGCUGGCAAAGCCUUAACCUCCCAAGUUACAUGCUCUUUUCUCUUCAAUUUUUUCAAAGUGAUUAGAGUUCGUUCAAGAUGCUCCUACCACAACAGAUAUCACCACGACUUUGUUUAUUGCCUCUUUUCAGAUAUUAGUCAGUUUUCUCGCUUUCCUUUGCCAAUACCCUGCUAUAACCCACCGGGUGUUUCCACAUCAAUAAUGACGAUAAUCUUACACCCUAUGCCAGUUCUCUGUUCUUCUACUAUGUCUGGUCUUCUGACCCUCGUGCAGAUUUUUGCCCUCACCUUUGCUGGGUAGGGCCUCGUUUUAGGGGCUGUAAUUGAUAUUGAAUUGAAACGAUGAAAACCUUCUAUGUGGCCGCCAAAGUUUGUUGAUUGUACAAACGCCAUUUCAGAAAACGGAGCAAGCAUCAAACAAUCCUGUUUCUUGCUGUGGUAUAUUUUUGGGGAAGGGCAGGAUUAAUACGAUUAUUGUUAACAUCAUCAUCAUUAUCAUCAUCAUCAUCAUCAUCAUCAUCAUCAUCAUCACCACCACCACCGCUAUGAUCAUCAUCAUCAUCAUCAUGGGUUUCAGAGUGGUGUUCAGUUAGAACCCUUCUUAAAGUAAGCACUUUUCCAAGAAGUGCUCAGUCUUCAGAUGUCCGGCAGGUUGACAUCUGCAAUGUCACUGAAUCAGAAGCCUUUCCUAAUGACGCCUAAUGCGCCUAUGACCACAUAGAUUCCUUUCGUUUUCAUUUACACUACUCGUGCCAUUCCUGUUUCCAGGUCUUUGUAUUUGGAAAGUUUUUUAAAACACCUUGAUGGAAGUCUUUCACCCACCGUUAUGGGAAUACACUUUUUCUCAUGUCUGUUCUGGACUAGGCUAAACAGGUCCUUCAUCACAUACCUCUUCGCUUAUCUGCAUGAAUGGGCAAAUCAUAAAGGGUGAUAUAAUUAGAACAUAUGUUGCGGCCUUGGGUCCAGUGGUCUUUAGCCACUGGUUUGUUAUCUUCAUCAUCACUUCAUUUUACAUCGCUGAGAAUACUUUCCAGGCGAGGCAACUUCCCAUCAGGUUUCAGAUAUUUCUCUGGUUCUGACCUUCAGCAGCGUGUCUUGAUUUUCUUUCCAUAUAAUAAUGAACCCUACAACGUUUAGAUGAACGUUGAGCAUGAAGGUUUAACUAGCAUUUGAAUUUAGCAUUUUUGGGGGAAAGAGAAGAGUUUUUUCCGUUCUUAUGUUGUUGCAAUAUUAAUUUGUACGGAAUAAUGAAUUCUCACUAUUUAUUGUAUUUUAAAGUUUGUUUAUAAUGCCACUGGAACGCCAUACGGGGAAGGUAGAUAAUAGCAUUGACAAUCAAUAAUUAAAGACGGUUAUGUUUGUUUUCAUUUAGAUGACUUCCCGUCACGAAGUGGAUAAAAUCGUGAGGAUCCCUCAAUUUAAGGAUAGCGAUCGACAUCAGAGUGAAGAGCGUGAUUCGAUAUUAGACACCUUGGAAGGAAUCGAAAGCAAGUUUUACUUGUCCUGUCAGCGAAUGAAUGAUGCUUUUCGACUUUUAAGCAGAGAAAUACAUAAGGGUACCGAAACCGAAGAAGUCAUCGAAGUC
Porites lobata is the source of this 21475-nucleotide messenger RNA. The record is from the annotation of a GenBank genome assembly. NCBI's taxonomy places the organism in Eukaryota, Metazoa, Cnidaria, Anthozoa, Scleractinia, Poritidae.